AUCCCAUUCACUCAGCUCCUAAAUCAGCCUCUUUUAACAAGAACCAACCCUUCCAGAAUCUAUCAACUCCCAGUUAUCCCACCCAUUAUCAUUACAGUCGUACUCAGGAAUUCAAACAAAGACACCUGAAACACCUUUGCAAUCUGAUCGGCUGUUGUUUGACACCUGCCAAACCGUCUUUGCACCUUUCCGCGGGGGUGUCAAGUUUCUAAACCAGUCAUCAUUCAUCAAUCAACAGUGAUCAGCCAAGGGACCAACCCACCCUCGUCUCCUCACUCCUCACUCCUCCUUCUCACCCUGUCCAGCCUGUUCACCCUACUCAUCUCAUCUCAGUUCACCUCCCCUACGGUCCCAACGAUCCAUUCGUUUCUCGAUCCCCUCAACUCGAUCUCGAGUCACUCAAGAAUGAUCACCCUCUCUUGAGACAACGACUCUCCACACUCUUUUGGCCCCGUUUUGUUUGUCGUUUGUUGUCUUCCAAGGUACAGGCGACCUCACACUCGUUGGAAAUCCAUCUUCUACAUACCGUUACCAUCACCUCCUACACCACAAGCCCCUUCCAUCUUUCUUCCUCUCAAAAUGUCGGCAAAUGAUUAUUAUACCGCGCAGCCUGCGAAUCCAUACAGUCGACCUCAGUACCUUCCAGACACCCAAAACCAACAACUGUCUGCUCCCGACCGAUACAAUCCUUCGUACAGCGCUUCUUCUUUGGAUCAAUCCAAUUCGCAUCUUCCUUCAGCUGCCGACUCUCGGCCACACCAUUAUGACCGCAAUGACUCUAAUUCAUAUGCACCAUACAAUGCACCAAUCCCUUUGAAACAACAACAAAGCCUCAAUACCAAUCAAGAUGACUGGCGAUUGCACGCCAACCAAUAUCCCCCUUCUCCAGAAUCCCAGGGCCCUGUUCCUCCGUUAAUUCAACCACAUAAAUCCAAGAAAAAGAAGGGUUUCUUCUCCGGCAAGAUCCCAUGGGUGGUGUACAUCGUGAGCCUCGUGCAGAUCACCGUUUUCAUUGUCGAGAUCAUCAAGAACUCCAUCAUCACCGGAUCUCCCAUCAUGAUCAAGCCACAAUUUAAUCCAAUGAUCGGUCCAUCGACCUAUGUCCAGAUCAACAUGGGUGCUCGCUUUGUCCCCUGCAUGAGAAGAGUCCCGGGUGUACAAGAUGCCACGGAACCAAUCAAUUGGCCAUGUCCAAAUACCACCACUUCAGAUCCCAACGAUCCAAGCAACCAGUGUACCUUGGCUGAACUAUGUGGCUUCUCUGGCUUCAACGAAGAACAUCCCAACCAAUGGUUCCGAUUCAUUGUGCCCAUGUUUCUACAUGCUGGGCUCAUUCAUAUUGCCUUCAACCUGGUCUUACAAUUCACCCUGGGCCGCGAAAUGGAGAAGUCUAUCGGUAGUAUCCGUUUCGCCUUGAUCUACUUUAGUUCAGGGAUUUUCGGUUUUGUCCUUGGUGGCAACUUUGCCGCGACCGCUAUUGCUUCGACUGGCGCAUCUGGUUGUUUAUUUGGAAUCCUGGCACUCGUCCUUCUCGAUCUAAUUUACACCUGGAAUGAACGACGAAGUCCGGUCAAAGAUUUGAUGUGGAUUCUCGUCGACAUCAUCAUUUCUUUUGUCCUGGGCCUGUUACCCGGUCUAGACAAUUUCUCACAUAUUGGUGGAUUCUUGAUGGGGCUAGGAAUGGGGGUUUGUCUACUACAUUCGCCAAACAUUCUUCGCGAACGUAUUGGAGAGACGAAGAACAUGCCCUACAACAACAUGGGCUCAGAUCCUGAUCUGACCAAUCCCAAGGCCAGCUUGAUCUCUGGCCCACAACAGCCCACUGCAAAGCCAGCCGACAUGGGAGCUUUUGCUAGACAGCCAGUCAACUUUUUCAAAGGUCGCAAGCCUCUCUGGUGGGCAUGGUGGUUGUUGAGAGCCGGAGCACUGAUUGGUGUUCUCGUGGGCUUUAUCGUCCUUUUGAACAACUUUUACAAAUAUCACGAUACAUGUUCUUGGUGCAAGUACUUGAGUUGCUUGCCGGUGAAUGGAUGGUGUGAAUUGGGUAAUCUCACUUUUGAUCAGAGUGAUUCCAACUCGAGCAACAAGAAGAGAGCGUUGAUGGAGUUGGGUUCGAUUAUGGCACCGGGAUUGAAGUCACACUGAUUAUCAGUUUAUGGACAAAUCAGUGCGAUAUUCCAUAAGUUGUCGGGUGGACAAGAGCCCGAGGGCCUCCUUUCAGUGACCUAGAUGGUCAUGAUACAAAAUAAUGACACAACACAAAAAUUGCAUAUACAGCAAUUGUUAGUCCUAGUCGAACAAACAUAAUGACAAUCAGGCGUUGGGUACGAGUACUCGAGCAUUUGGAACAAUUUACUUGGUUGAUUAAUG
Molecule: messenger RNA, 2370 nt
Organism: Exophiala mesophila
Lineage: Eukaryota; Fungi; Ascomycota; Eurotiomycetes; Chaetothyriales; Herpotrichiellaceae
Exons: 2
Coding region: 580-2145 (521 amino acids)
Biological process (GO): proteolysis
Cellular component (GO): membrane
Molecular function (GO): serine-type endopeptidase activity
Source: RefSeq, a predicted model, not a curated record